ACCAAAAACGCUACACCAAAAAUAUGACUUUGUUCGUUUGGUAUGUGUUUGUGGAACUGCUUGCGAAUCGGUGACCACGGAAAGUUGCCUGCAAUCAGCAUCCUUUUCACCAUAGUGUAGAAGAAAUCCAAUUUAAAAGAAAAAAGUCUUUCUGGCUUAUAACGAGAAAGUCAACUUGUUUCAUAGAGCAACCCGUUACUUGUAUUGCCUGCUUCGUGACUCGAUUAUUUUCAGUACGUGACUAUUUAUUGUUCACUCAACUUUCUUUUUCUUGUUUCUGUUUCAAAAAUUUUUUGGCUACAUGAACGGUGGUUUAAUUGCUGUGAAUAAGCCGCAAGGUGUUACUUCGGCACAAUGUCUUAACCAAUUAAAGGCAAUUAUUAGUGACAGUCCACUUGCAAAAUACUUUCGAUCUCCUGCACCUCAUCCUAACGAUCGGAAUCGUAGACGCAGAAAAAAACAUAGUCUUGAUAUCAAAAUUGGUCAUGGAGGCACCUUAGACCCGCUUGCCUCGGGUGUUCUCGUCGUUGGUCUCGGUUCCGGCACGAAGCAAUUGUCUAAACUGUUAUCCUGCAAAAAGGUCUAUGAAACGGUGGCUCUAUUUGGUAGAUCUACAGACACAUACGACUCUUCCGGUAAAAUUGUGGAAUCUGCCGAGCAUGUUCCUACUAAAGAGGAAAUUGAAACUGCUUUACCCUCCUUUAAGGGUGACAUUAUGCAGAUGCCUCCCAUUUAUUCGGCCCUCCACGUUAAUGGUAAACGUUUGUACGAGUACGCUCGUGAAGGUCUCCCGCUUCCAGAUUCAGUAAAGGCACGCCCUAUGCACUGUUUCGAUGUUGAGAUGACAAAGUUUAUGUCUAAGGGCGAACACACGUACUGUGAUCCGGACAACUUCUUCGAACUCGAAGCAGCUGAGGAGGGUGCCGAGGAAAAUAAGGACUCGGAGAAAAAAAACAAACAGGGAAAGAAGCGCAAAUUUAACGAGGUUGACUUGACUCGUGGUACGCGUGAGCCCAUCGGUCCUGCAGCUUCCUUUCGCUUAACUGUUUCUUCUGGAUUCUAUGUAAGAUCGUUCGUGAAUGAUUUAGGUGAGAAGGUGAACAGUAAAUCACAUAUGGUCGAGCUUGUUCGCUUGCAGCAAGGCGACUUUGAGCUCAAUAAACCCGGCUGUUUUUCCAUGGAGGAAUUUCAUAGCGGCGAGUGGUUGAAAAAAUUGGCAGAUUACUUUAAACUUUCUCUUGAUGAUGAAGACCAAAAGGAAAAGGACGCGUCUAAAGAAAAUGCUUCUAUCGAUAGUAAGGUUUCUGAGACUGCAGAAACCGCUCCUGAUGAAGCCCCCGUUCAAGAAGACACGAAACGAAGCAAAACUGAGCACGAAUAAACAUAUGUGAGUCGGAUUUUACUGGCGGGCAUCUAAAUUUUUGAUUUCCUUUAACUGGGCAAUUCGGCCAUUUGUUUUCGUCGGACACGUAUAGUCUAAAAGCUUUUGCUGUCUCGCACUUCGGGCUUUUUUCCCGUAGAUUGUUGCGGUAAUGUGAUUUGCCGCGGCGCCUGCCGUUAGAGGUUUCUUUCCAUCCCAGAGCUUUAACUUUUUUAAGAAAUUCAGCUGAGAAUUGGAGGCCGGCUUCUGUCGCCAAGUUGCAUGGCGCAUACAAAAUUGAAGGGGUGAUUUUUGUGAUUUUAAAUAAGUCUCAGAGGCUCGAACAGCAGCCUCUAGUGUUGGAAUAUCUGUGAAUAGUGCGCUCUUUUUUGUGACGAAUGCAUUCUUAAACUGUUUUAGAACACGGAAUGAUCCAUUAAAGGUCUCAUUUUUCAUAUCUU
Messenger RNA from Schizosaccharomyces japonicus yFS275, 1821 nucleotides. Its product is annotated as tRNA pseudouridine synthase. Gene Ontology annotation, biological process: RNA modification; RNA processing; pseudouridine synthesis. The record is from RefSeq and is a predicted model, not a curated record. Lineage: Eukaryota; Fungi; Ascomycota; Schizosaccharomycetes; Schizosaccharomycetales; Schizosaccharomycetaceae. The transcript has 2 exons. Gene Ontology annotation, molecular function: RNA binding; tRNA pseudouridine(55) synthase activity; pseudouridine synthase activity. The coding region runs from base 302 to 1381 and encodes 359 amino acids.